Raphanus sativus (radish) is the source of this 525-nucleotide messenger RNA. RefSeq lists its product as uncharacterized. Gene Ontology annotation, molecular function: protein binding. The record is from RefSeq and is a predicted model, not a curated record. The coding region runs from base 1 to 423 and encodes 140 amino acids. The transcript has 3 exons. NCBI's taxonomy places the organism in Eukaryota, Viridiplantae, Streptophyta, Magnoliopsida, Brassicales, Brassicaceae.
AUGUCAAGAACCAUUCUUCUUCUCGAUCUAUUCGACGCGACGCAACCUGGCUCAGAAGAGGAGGAGCAAUGGCGAAUAAGCAGACUUACGGUUUCCCGAUCUUCGCAGCAGACUGGAUCCCUGAGCUGCGAGUCUUUGACGUGGACCUCCCGGAGCUGCAUCGCGUUGGCAGGCGGAGGCGGAGCUGGGGGACACGGGAUACCUAACGUCAUCGUAAUCUGUCGUGCUGAUCUCGAAACCAAUUCUCUAUCGGAACAACCUGUGGGUGGGGUUGUGGUCACUUGUCUUCCAUAUAGAAUGGCUGCUUCAUUGAUGCUUAAGAGAUUGUAUUUGCGUUGUAUUGUGAUUUUGACUUGUUUUAAUUGUCAUCUAUGUUUGAAAGUUGAAAGCUUUACCUUCUGGGUAGUUGAAUCUUAUGAAUAACUAAGUGUCUUGUGUAUUGGGUGCUGGGUGUAUAACGAAAAGGUGGGAGCUUUACACCGUUACUUAAUGUUAAAGCUUUGCUACCUUGUGGUUCCUUCCGUA